UUCCGCAGGGUUAAACCGGGGAAAGUUGUUUCCUGAACACUUGCAGUUGUGGACGUUUCUUCUCGGUUUAUGCAUUCGGGGCUGAACUCUUCAGCAUGGCCAUGCAGCAGGACUAAAUUCAUGUAGACAGAUAAUAAUGCCGAAACGGACAGGAAGUGUCGUGUUUAAAGAAUUUUAGAGCAUGGAGGUGACGAGCAAAGAGGACAGCGAGUCUGCUGCAUUGGCUGAAGAUGAAAUGAAUAUACAGUUCCAGCUGCUCGAGUGCCGAGCGCAGUUGGAGCACUGGCAGGGAGUGGCGAAGAUCUGUGAGAUGAGCAAACAGGAGGAGCUACAGGACCUGCAGAGACAGUGUGACCAGGAGAUACAGUCACUGCAUGAAGCCCUGAGAGAAACAGCCUCUCAGUAUGAAGCAAGAAUAUCUGCCCUGCAAUCAGAACGUGCUCAGUGGAGGAGAGCAGGGUUCAGUCCAGAAAACAGGGACAGCAUAAAGAAAGGAAGGCUAGAGAGGACCUCUCCACCUAGUGAGAGGCUGAAGAAUGAGUCCUCUGAGGGUGUGGCGGGAGACGGCGGGGCUCAGGAGCUGCUGACCGAGCCCUCUGACGACGAGAGGACAGGGCUCCAUAUGGAGGGAUUCUACAUACAGCAAAGUGACUCCUCCUCUCUGUCCUGCUUCUCUCUGGAUACCCCGUCCCUGCCGCGGCGCACGCCCCCUCAGGAUGACACUGCUUCCCUGGUUUCUACGGGAACGCUGGUGCCUGAAGCUAUCUACCUGCCCCCACCAGGACACCAGCUGGUCACACAUGCAGACUGGGAUGGACUCCAAGCACAAGUGGUAGAACUUCAGGAGGAGUUGUCCCAAUUGAGAGAACAGAAGGCACAACUUGAGAAGGAGCUGGAUACUCAGACGACAGAAACCCAGAAACAGGUGGCAGUGCUCCAGUCCCAGGUGCAGACUUCGGAGACUCUCCUCCAAGACCUGCAGAAAUCUUUCAGCCAAUCACAGAGCGCUGUACAGAGCAGAUUGAAAGAGCUGUCUCUGUCUCAGAGGAGAGUAUGUAGUGAGUUGUCCAGGUUGAAAGGGGGAGAGGUGGAAGAGAGCACAGCCGGAGAUGAACACGCAGAGCUGUUUACUCUACAGGGAGCACACACGGAAGAGAGGCUGCGUAUUGAAAUUGUGAACUUGAGGGAACAGCUGGAGAUGCGAACAGAAGAGAGCGAGGUCCUGGAGGUCCAGCUGUCCAGCCUUAAAACAGAGACCGACCGCAUCCAAAGCGAAAAAGAAAAGGUGGAGGGCGAGCUGCAGGAAAGUCUCGCUGAGCUUCAAGGCCUCCGGGUGGCACUGUCGCAUCUCCAGAGAGAUAGCAAGACCCAGACACAUGAGAAGAAAGUGCUUCAUGAUCAGUGUUUAGAGCUGCGCAGUCAGGUGAUCAGUCUGCGUAGUCAGCUGGACACCAGCCAGGCUGUGCAGAAGGACUUUGUGCAGCUCUCCCAGUCACUACAGGUGAAGAUGGAGCAGAUUCGUCAGGCAGAAUCUCUGGACCAAGUCAAGCACAUCCUUGGAGAACAACUUGAAAGUGAAAGUGACCAGCUCAGCAGUGCCACGUGAGCCAGUAGGACAUUCUCACCCUUUCUCUGGACCAAAGUGAAAAGGACCACUUUAUGUUAUGGCCACCGAAAUGAACCAGGAUCAAACUCCGAUUCUAGCAAAUUAAGAGUGUAGCAAACUACCAGUUAUUAUGAACUGUGGAAAAUUUAGGAGACCAGCUUAUUUGACACUUUCAGUGGAUGUUGUUCUCUCACAUGACUUACUAACUGAAACAUUUUACAAUACAAGUUCAAGCUCAGUGAGUUAGAGCUAACAGAUCAUGAAGUGAACAAGUCUUUGACACUGUGUCCACUAAUCAGACAUCAACUCGCUUAUAGUAACUGUAUAUUAAAGUGGAUGGUGAGUACCACUUAUCCAUGAUAACUCCUUCUAAAUUUUACAUACACUCCUUUAAAAAAAGAAGUAUAUAUGUAUAUACAGUACUGUGCAGUAGUCUUGGGUACAUGCAAAGAAAAAUGCUGUAGAGCAAAGAUGACUUCAAAAAUAAUGAAAUUUAAAUGUUUCUACAUAAAAAAAAAAAAACUACUAGGAGCAGUAAACAGUAAUAAACAAAACAAAAAGGCAGUAUUUGGUGUGACGACCCUUUGCUUUAAAACAAAUAAUAACUGGAGUCUCGGGUACAAUAAGUGCAGUUUUAUAAGGAAAUGAGCUGUAAGUUUUAUUGAGUGUCUUGCAGAACCAGUCACGGUUUUUCUGGAGAUUUUAACUGUCACACUCGCUUCUUAUUUUUGCAGCAAAACCCAGCAGCCUUCAUAAUAUUUUUUUUGUCUGAAAAGUGGUCUCUUACGUAAUACGCUGCUUUCUUUACUGACGUGCAAACAUUUUUCUGUAACAGUAAAUUUUGUCCUGGAAAACUAAUAUUUGGAAAUCUAAAAUGUUUUUGUACUAACUCGAUAAUGUAGAAGUUAUUAAAAUAAAAAUCUGUAACAAAGUUUGUACUAAAAAUUUAGGGUGCCUAAGACUUUUGCACAGUACUAUGUGUAUGUGUAUGUAUAUACACAGUGCUGUGCAAAAGUUUUAGGCACAUGCAAAGAAAUGCUGUAGAGCAAAGAUGCCUUCAAAAUAGUGAAAUUAAAUGUUUCUACAUUAAAUAUAAAAUACUGUAAACAGUAGUAAAUGAAACAAAGUCAAUAAAAAAAUAAACGUUGUAGUCUCCUC
Molecule: messenger RNA, 2764 nt
Organism: Ictalurus furcatus (blue catfish)
Lineage: Eukaryota; Metazoa; Chordata; Actinopteri; Siluriformes; Ictaluridae
Gene: rabep2
Product: rabaptin, RAB GTPase binding effector protein 2
Exons: 13
Coding region: 182-1606 (474 amino acids)
Biological process (GO): endocytosis
Cellular component (GO): intracellular membrane-bounded organelle
Molecular function (GO): growth factor activity; GTPase activator activity
Source: RefSeq, a predicted model, not a curated record